This is a messenger RNA of Sparassis crispa, 1404 nucleotides long. RefSeq lists its product as hypothetical. The record is from RefSeq and is a predicted model, not a curated record. Lineage: Eukaryota; Fungi; Basidiomycota; Agaricomycetes; Polyporales; Sparassidaceae. Gene Ontology annotation, biological process: peptidyl-threonine phosphorylation. The transcript is spliced from 7 exons. Gene Ontology annotation, molecular function: protein serine/threonine kinase activity. The coding region runs from base 1 to 1404 and encodes 467 amino acids. Gene Ontology annotation, cellular component: cytoplasm.
AUGGAUGAAGACAUGGACUAUGACUCGGGGACUCCAGCAGUUCCGCAAACGGACCUCAUGCAGCAGGCACAGCCGCAGUACCAACAGCAGAUGGCGAACUCUUCCGGAGAGGGUCGUAAAAUGUUAGACCUCGUAUUUAUACAGGAUUGUACUGGCAGCCAAGGCAGUUAUAUUUCCUCUGCAACAAAGAACAUCGAGGAAAUAUGCAAUCACAUCUAUGAGUCUGGAAGACUGCAAGCCCCGGAGGACCUUCGCGUCGGCCUGGUUGCAUAUCGGGAUCACCCACCACAGGAUCAUACCUACGUCACUAAGAAUUUCGGAUUUUCUUCAGACAUCUCGAAGGUACAUCGGGACCUGUCAAGUCUGUAUGCAUCCGGUGGAGGUGAUGGACCAGAAGCCGUCACUGCGGCCUUGGCAGAAGCCGUCAAUAUGGACUGGAGGGCGACCGCUAGCAAGAUGAUAGUGCUCAUUGCCGACGCACCACCACAUGGCAUCGGGGAGUACGGAGAUGGCUUUGACGAGGGUUCACCUGACGGUAAUGAUCCAUUGCAGCUAGCACGAUUGAUGGCAAGCCGAGGCAUUACGCUGUUUUUCGUUGCGUGCGAACCCGCGUUGAGCGGAUACUCAUAUGCUACGGACUUUUUCCAAGCCAUCGUCAACAUUACUUCUGGCCUUAUGCUUCCCCUCACUACCGCAGACCUGCUCACGCACGCCAUUGUCGGUAGCGUGCUCGAGAACUUGGAUAUGGAAAGGCUCGUACGCGAGGUUGGAGAAGCGGUAUCCCAACGAAUAUUGGGGAACAACGAAAGCGUGGAUGAUGUAGCGCGCGAGCUGCAUGAACGUCUCCUUCUACGGAACGAAAGCACAAAGAAAGUGGUGAUCGAGACGAUAUACCGCGACUCGGAAGAGGCGAAACACAAUGUCAGUGUCUACAUGCAGGCUCCUACUCUGGCAGAAGCUCGGCCUUUGUUAAAGAGGGUUCCUGGCACACGGUUCACCGAUAAAUAUCUUCAUGCUCGUAUGACCGCGUCACGCAGCUCGUAUGCUUAUUCACCAUACACCCCUGCUCCGCGGCCUGGAGAGAUCUCCCGCACUGCUGGACCUUCGAAGUCACCGAUAUUAUCGGCAUCUCCGCCUCGAAAGGUUGUCACAGAUUUCGCCGCCUUUGGUGCACCAGCCAACGCUAGCGUCUUCGGAACCGCCGUCGCGUCGACACCCUUCUCGCUUGCAGGAGGCAAGGCUGCAUUUGGUGGUAUACGUAACGGUGGGCGGGGAUUUGUUGAUGAUGACGACGAGGACGAGGAUAACGGGAGACAGAAGAUUGAACUGAGGGAAGACUCUAUCUCGCUUGAUCAGGCGAGACGCAUUGCCAUACAGGCUGCCUGGAGGUCCGCGCAUGUCUGA